Rotaria sordida is the source of this 363-nucleotide messenger RNA. NCBI's taxonomy places the organism in Eukaryota, Metazoa, Rotifera, Eurotatoria, Philodinida, Philodinidae. The record is from the annotation of a GenBank genome assembly.
AUGAUUCAUAAUGAAAAUGAUUCUGUUACAAUACGCCGUGAACUAUUACACAAACUAACUAUUCCGAAAUAUCGAAUAGCUUCACGAUUAGCAAAAACAAUUGAUACAAACUUCAAACACGAAGUUAAUGAUCCUUUAGUCAAAAUACGACUUGAUAAAAUACCCAAAUGGACUACCAAUCUCAUUAUUCAUUAUACACAUGAAAGACGACUUUCAACAUAUAAAAAAGAUAUUCAUCAAUUAUGGAAUCACAUAUUCGUGCACACACCAGUCAUUAAUACAAGACUUAUUGUUGGAAAACGAAACAGUGCAAAUCUAACUAAAGAAUUAGUAUGUCGACGUCCCCAGACUAACUCACAAUAA